AUGCUCGUCAUCGACGGCUUGUCGCCCAAUCUCAGCGCGACAGACUUUUACCGCAUAGCGCCAAACGACUUCUCCAACUGGCGAAAUGCUAUCCGCAAAGUUCAGCAGCAACGCAAGCCAGACACUCUCGAACCUCUCGGCCGCUACUGCGUCACAUUCAGCACUGCCGAAGCCGCCGUCUCAUACCGUGACAGGCUGGUUCGCCUACACAAGCUCAACAGUAUCAAGCUUGGGACUGCAAGUGGCCUGUGGGAAAACAGCGUUCCAAACUCUCUAAAAAUAUCCCUCGCAUCUCCAUCGGCAGCCUCAGCAGCAGCAGUGGCCGCCGGCGCCGUCGACGACACAAGUGAUACUGCCCCGCCCGACACGCCCGGCACAGAAAGCCUUGCCGAAAUCGCCGACUCCUUUACCAUUGCGCCGGGAUCACAAGCUGUCAUUCCCAUAAAACGCACAAGAGUUGUUCUCACACGGCCAUGGGCGGACCGCCUGGCUGACUUGGUUGCCAACCUCGGCUUCGGGGAGCGGCCCCCUGUGCUGAUGGUCGAUGUCUACCCGCCUACCUUGACUGCGGAAGAGCUGUCUCGGUUCAUCAGUCGAGAUGGAUACAACCGAGCCCUUCGGUGGAAGGUCUCCACGCCUCAGCAUCUCCAGAAGAGCCACCUAGAGCCGGCAUUACCGAAGAUGAAUGCUAGAGGGGGAAGUAAGAAUGGCGACAUGGGCAAGCAAAGGGGUUCGCCCUUUCCAAUCAAGGAUCGUGAAGCGUGGGAAACAAUGAGGGGCCGAUUUGUGCUCGCGUGUGCGGACGAAGAAGAGGCGCGGCGGUUUCAGCAGAGCUGGAAUCAGCGAGCGCUCACGACACUGCGGCCAGAGCCGGCAAGGUAUAUGGUUCGUACUUCAAUAAUAAACUGGUAG
Messenger RNA from Trichoderma citrinoviride, 912 nucleotides. RefSeq lists its product as hypothetical. The transcript is spliced from 2 exons. The record is from RefSeq and is a predicted model, not a curated record. The coding region runs from base 1 to 912 and encodes 303 amino acids. NCBI's taxonomy places the organism in Eukaryota, Fungi, Ascomycota, Sordariomycetes, Hypocreales, Hypocreaceae.